Molecule: messenger RNA, 591 nt
Organism: Trypanosoma cruzi
Lineage: Eukaryota; Euglenozoa; Kinetoplastea; Trypanosomatida; Trypanosomatidae
Product: 40S ribosomal protein S17, putative
Exons: 1
Coding region: 1-591 (196 amino acids)
Biological process (GO): translation
Cellular component (GO): ribosome
Molecular function (GO): structural constituent of ribosome
Source: RefSeq, a predicted model, not a curated record
AUGUGCAUGCAACAUCAUACAUGUGCUCUUUUUUUUGCUAGUUGCACGGCGUUCAUUUGCUUUCAUUGGUUGGGUUGUACUUUUGGCUGCCGUUCCUUUCUUUUUUUUUUUACUUUUGGGUUUUUUUCAAAGAGAGAGGAAAGAGUCCAAUCGAACACUGCAAGCAUGGGCAAGAUCCGCACGAAGACGGUGAAGCGCGCGUCGAAGCAGCUGGUGGAGAAGUAUUUCUCGAAGCUGAACAAGGACUUCUACCAGAACAAACGCGUUGUCAUGGACGUCACCAUCGCCCGCUCCAAAAAGCUGAAGAACAAGAUUGCCGGGUAUACGACACACAUCAUGAAGCGCCUGGCCCGCGGCCCCGUCCGUGGCAUCUCGCUGAAGCUGCAGGAGGAGGAGCGCGAGCGCCGCAUGGACUACGUGCCGGAGGUGUCGCAUGUUGACCAGGCCAUCCAGGACGGCGUGCACGUGGACAAGCAGACCUUCAGCAUGCUGAAGCGCAUGGAGACGGGCGUGCCUCGCCACGUGGCGCUCACCACCGUCGUGGCUCCUGUCACCAAGAAGGGUGGCCGCCGCGCGCCUGCCCGCAAGUGA